UUUUAUAUAUUUAUUUACCUACUUUUGAUCAGGGGGAGUACAACAAAUCAAUAAGGUUCACAGGGCAGCACGUUAAUGACAAGUCACAGGAGGCGGCUCCAUAAAGGUUCUGAAAACUAGUCUCUCAUUGCAGGAAUUGGAUUGGUCUCCCCGUGGCCCCCCUUCUCAAACACAAAUAUUUUCAUAUAAUAAAAGCCUGCUUCCUUAUAACCCACCCUCCUUUCCCGCGACGCCACCAUUUUAAAAGGCUUUGCUGCGAGGACUCUUCCCAGUUUUUCAGGUUUUUAAUCUCUCCAGCAUUCUAUCUUGUAGAGGUGAAGAAUGUCUCUGGGGUGUCACUCUGGGUGAGAGGGACAAGAAACACCCACUAGGACCCAACCCGGCAGCCAGCGGCCGAGCAUGCGCUGAGAGUUUGUGCAGCUGGCCCUGGCUGCUGCCGCUGCUGCCUUGUCCGGACUUGGCGAGGACUUGGGAGGGACAGCGGCGUUGGGAGGUGGCUUAGCAGAGACUUUCCAGCGACUGCUGCCCAGGAUUUUUUUUUUUUUCUUUUUCUUCCCUUUUCUUUUUCCCAGGAGUCAGCGACGGCGACGGCGACGGCUGGGGAGAGGAAGGCGAGCAAGCGUCUGCUGUUGGAGCCAAUGCAGCCUUUUGGCUCUCCGCGAGGAGCGUCUCUACCCGGAUGAGUGUCUGCCCUGUGUCCCCGACUGUCUCCCGGCAGGAGCGCAGCUCGAACGAUCGCUGCUGCUCUGCUUGGACCAGUAGAAUGUGGUGAGAGGAUGGGGCUUCUCUCUCCCAAGACUCACAAUGGCCAGAGAAGAUUCCGUGAAGUGUUUGCGCUGCUUGCUCUACGCCCUCAACCUGCUCUUCUGGUUAAUGUCCAUCAGUGUCUUGGCAGUUUCUGCUUGGAUGAGGGACUACCUGAAUAACGUUUUGACUUUGACUGCAGAGACAAGGGUAGAAGAGGCGGUCAUCUUAACUUACUUCCCCGUGGUUCACCCCGUCAUGAUUGCUGUCUGCUGUUUCCUUAUCGUCGUGGGAAUGCUGGGAUACUGUGGGACCGUGAAAAGGAAUCUAUUGCUUCUUGCAUGGUACUUUGGAACUUUACUCGUGAUCUUCUGCGUAGAACUGGCUUGUGGUGUGUGGACAUACGAGCAGGAAGUUAUGGUGCCAGUACAGUGGUCAGAUAUGGUUACUUUGAAAGCCAGAAUGACAAAUUACGGCUUACCCAGGUAUAGGUGGCUUACGCAUGCGUGGAACUAUUUUCAGAGAGAGUUUAAGUGCUGCGGAGUGGUCUACUUCACGGAUUGGUUGGAAAUGACAGAAAUGGACUGGCCCCCAGACUCCUGCUGUGUCAGGGAGUUCCCAGGAUGCUCCAAGCAGGCUCACCAGGAAGAUCUCAGUGACCUGUACCAAGAGGGUUGUGGGAAGAAAAUGUAUUCCUUUUUGAGAGGAACCAAACAAUUGCAAGUACUAAGGUUUCUGGGGAUCUCCAUUGGUGUGACACAAAUUCUAGCCAUGAUUCUCACCAUUACUCUGCUCUGGGCUCUGUAUUAUGAUAGAAGGGAGCCUGGGACAGACCAAAUGCUAUCUCUAAAAAAUGAUGCGUCUCAACAUUUGUCCUGUCACUCUGUGGAACUGUUAAAACCAAGCCUUUCAAGGAUCUUUGAACAUACAUCAAUGGCAAACAGCUUCAAUACCCACUUUGAGAUGGAAGAAUUAUGAAGAAUGUCAAAGAAGGAAAUCACAAACUUGUGGGACUAGUGGGUUUUGGGGUACACAGCUAUCUAUUUCAGAAAUUUUUAGACAUACUAAUAUUCUGAAAAGGAAUGUCUAAGCUUAUAAUUUCUCCAUUCUUUAAAACAAAGUUUCCACAUAUUAAUACACAGACAAUAACUGGUGCCCUUUAAAAUGCUGAACCUAGAGUUCAUAACAACUGUGUUUGUUUUCUUUCUUUCUUUUUCUUUCUGAGCACAAUUAUGUUUUGAGGUGAUACAGUUUGACCAGCGUUUCUGCAUCCAUUCAUGGAAAUGAACUGUCAUGGGGGCACUCAUGCUGCUAUGAAGGUUAACUAACUCCUCUAGUUAGGCUAUAAACUAUCCACUGACUGCUAACAUAGGGAUUUAGUGCUAAAGACCUUUAUUACCUGAUGAUGUAUUGCUUCGACGAUGAUUUGAUUAUAUAUAAAAAUCUUUCAAGGUUGGUAACUACCUAAAUAUGAUUUUUGUGGGUUACUAAAAUAAUCUUAUUAAUGACACUUGUAAGAGCUAACACGUUGUUUUAAACUUAUCAGGGAUAUAUAUGUGUAUAAGUCUGUGCCAUGUCUGUAUAAUUCAGUAGAUUUCAGUUCUUAUAAUGUUACGAAGAACAAUAUUUGAAAAUGACAAAAUUGUCUUAUAUAGCACCAUUACUUUUUUUCUCUCCCAACCACAGAGCGUUUAAAUUCCGUCUUGGUUCUGUAUUGUUACCCAUCACUGUUAAUUUAAGUUGUGUCAACCACUAAUUUUGGAAAUUACCAGUGUGAUACGUAAGAAUCACUGUAACUCUGGCUGCAGGAGGUAUUAACUACAGAAUUUACACACAGUUGAUUCAGCCAAAGUUCAGUUGGCUUUUUUUCAUCCCAAUCUACGCCUUGUCAAAGAGCUUACGUUUUUCUUUUGCAAACAAGAAGCAACAACUUGAAGUCAAUGUGAUUUUUACAGAGGAACAACAUUCUCUGCAGAGAUAAUUGUGGGAAUCUCUAAAAUAAGGGGUAGUCUAACUAGAGAGAAGCCUUGCUUUAUUUCAUCCAUAUACUGUAGCAAAUUAUACAGAAUAUUAAUUUUUUUUACAAGAGUAGAAGAUAUUUAUUUGAAACGGGAAAAGUGCAUUUUACUGUAUCUUGUGUGUUCUGUUCAUUUCUUGGAUUAUGGAAAGAAAAUUAAUACAGGUGUCAAUAAAUAUUUUCUAGAUCAUGA
This is a messenger RNA of Rattus rattus (black rat), 2954 nucleotides long. It is a transcript of the gene Tspan12, whose product is annotated as tetraspanin 12. Lineage: Eukaryota; Metazoa; Chordata; Mammalia; Rodentia; Muridae. Gene Ontology annotation, cellular component: membrane. The transcript is spliced from 8 exons. Bases 805 to 1722 code for a protein of 305 amino acids. The record is from RefSeq and is a predicted model, not a curated record.